UCUGGAUCCCCGUCUCCCCAUGCUCAGACGUGUGGACAUAUUUGAGUAUUGCACUCACUGUUGAGGCCACUCCUUCUUGCUCACAUAGGAAGGGAAAUGUGGAAGCGCAACUGAAGAAUACGAGAAAAGAUCUACAUCUGGAGCUUUUAGGUCACAGUUAGCUCACAUAUGCCACUACUGCUGCCAAAACAAGGACUGCUGGGUAAUGGCUGCUUUCAGGGUUUUUCUCACUCUUGCCGUCUGUCUCCUACUGGGUCAUCAAGCAUUUGCCAAAAAUGAUGCUCCCUGCCAGCUCUCCAGAUGGAACAACGGCUUCAGCACCUUCCGCAAACGCCACAUUCGCGCUGGUACUCCUACUUCUCUGGACCAGAACGAAUGGGAGAAGUACAUCAAGAAUAACGGUGGCUGUGAAAGACCCACCCAGUCCUUCUUGCACCCAAGAGACCUGGACAGGGUGAAGGCAGUGUGUACAAACCAGGGGGGGGCAGUGUAUAAGGACAACCUGUGCAUCAGCCGGCAGUCUUUCACUUUUGUCACGGUGAGGAGUGUACAGGGGACGUGUGGGAUCAAGAGAGUCCAAGAGGAAAACAAACAUCUUAUCCUGGCCUGUGAGGAGCUGGACAAUCAAUGCCUGCCGGUGCAUUUUGAGGGAAACCCUGAAAAUGCAAAGCCAAAUAACAACGCCAAAGGCUGCCAGGACCCAGGCACUGCUGAUCGGGUUCCAAGCCCUGCUGGUCAUGCUCCAAUGUUUAAAAUGACGUGGCUCUGGUUGUUUUCUGUUAUUCUUGUUAUUAUUUAUGGCUAUCAAAAUUAAUCUGAGAAACUAAGAAGUCCCAUUUUCGUUUUGAAAAGUGCUUCAAAACAGCGUUUUCUAUUCUUAUUAAAUCUCCAAGAUAUAAAAAAAAAAAAAAGAAGUAUUUUCGUACCACUAUUC
Etheostoma cragini (Arkansas darter) is the source of this 934-nucleotide messenger RNA. RefSeq lists its product as uncharacterized. The transcript is spliced from 2 exons. Bases 206 to 814 code for a protein of 202 amino acids. Lineage: Eukaryota; Metazoa; Chordata; Actinopteri; Perciformes; Percidae. The record is from RefSeq and is a predicted model, not a curated record.